CUGCUUCGACCUUCGACCCCGAGGCCCACGACCCCUGGACUGCGACUGCAGGAGGGUUGAGCCCAGUUGACCUUAGUGCCAUCCUGUGUACGGCGAUUGAUUCUUCAGGCACCAAAAAUAUUAUCAUGGGAUUGCUGUGGUCCUCAGCAUUAAUGCGCGAUAUCUUCAAUUGAACCUGUAUCUCGUAGCAGGAAUCCCCCUCCCAGCCAUUUAUACGACCGCAUUCGACUUGGCCCAACCCUCGGGCGGGAAAGUGACCGUGCUAGCUGUCAACAAACUCAUGGCUGUCAGUGGAUUGCCUCCUGGCACGAUUGACAGGAUUAUGAACAUCGUGGUCGCCCCAACACGGUCAAGGAUCACCAAAGGGGAAUGCAGCGUUGCUUUGGCGCUGGUAGCUAUGGCACAGAAGAACAUGGAUGUAAGCAUCGAGAACCUAAAAGUUCAUCGUGAAGAUUUGCCGAUUCCUCACCUCCCAGGAUUGGAGAACAUCGACUUUGGAAGUGCGAACGAUAACGCCAGGGUUUAUUCAACCUCGACAAUACCAAAACACCAUCCAGUGAAUGUCGGAAGCAACAUGUCCGAUCCAUGGAGGAAUUCGACCUACAAAGGCAACGGGUACCCGCCACCACCAUCGGAUCUUGCGGCGCCACCAAUCUUCUCGACAGAGUCGCCCGCAGUGAAUGAUCCAGAGGCGGUUCAAAAGGAAAUGCAUCAAUGGUUUCUGAAUUUGGAUACUAUCCGGAUCGCGUUCGCGCCCGAGAAGGAGGGGAUCUUUUUGUUCAAACAUACGAAUUACAUCGUUGAAUCCAAGAAUCGUCAAACGACGGUCAUUAGACGAUACAGCGACUUUUGGUGGUUACUCGAGAUUCUGGGGAAACGGUUUCCUUUUAGGAUUUUGCCGAAUCUGCCACCCAAGCGACUAGGAGCUGCGGAUGAAGUUUUUUUGGAGAGGCGUCUUCGUGGUUUGACGAGAUUUAUGAAUGCACUGAUGAGACACCCUGUACUAAGGAAUGAUCCACUUGUACUAUCGUUCCUGACUGAGCCCGUAGAAUUGGCGCUGUGGAGAAAAAAUGUAGUGAUCUCGACAGAAGAUGAAUUCACGACUCAGUUGCCGAUCCCAGAGAGCCUUCAGAGUCACAUACCGCCUAAUCUAGAGCUACAGCUGGAGGGCAUCAAGCGGCGGACCCCUGCAUCGGUGGAGUAUUAUCGUAGCAUGGUACAUAUCAUGGAUCGGGUUCAGAAGCGGACAGAGGCGACAGCAGCAGAUUACACGCGGUUCAGUCUUGCACUCAACGCACUGUCAGACUGUGAAGGGCACUGCCAUGUUGAAGAAUGCUACAAUUGCCAAGAGUUAAGUCAGGGAUACAACAAGAUCGGAUCGCACGUGAAUCAGGCCUCCCACAUCUUGGAGGAGCAGGCCAAAGCGGCCCAGCGAGGGAUAGUCGAGGAUCUGAAGCGCCACCGAGACUUGUUGUUCUCGUUAAUGAAACUGUUGCAAAGGUGUGAGCGCUCACGGGGAGCCGGCGUUAUUGAAAAACUGCAGAGGCAAAUUGCGACGAAUGAGAGCAAAUUGAAGACGCUGCAGGCAUCCGCAGCCUCGGCCGCAACAGCAGCAGCAGCAGCAGCAGCAGCAGCAGCAGGAGGAGGAGGCGAAGUUGAGGGAUCCACGGAUCCGGGUGCCUUUGAGGACAAGAUCGAGAGAGAUCAGACGGAACUCGAGUUACAGAGGCAGAGGGCAAUAUUGAUUCAACACACACUCUGGAUGGAGAUUACAUAUUUUCACAAGAACCAAGCAAUGGUUGCAACCAUGUAUCAGAAUUACGUACGAGAGCAGAUCAAGACUAGUCAGAGCUUGACGGAUACUUGGAAGACGCUUUCGCCUAUUGUGCAUAAUUUACCAAUGGAGGUCAACGGGUUCAAUUGAUGCCUACAAAUAAAGACGGUUCAUUGUAUGUUCUUCUGGAAACCACUCUAACGACUGU
This is a messenger RNA of Gamsiella multidivaricata, 1982 nucleotides long. RefSeq lists its product as uncharacterized. Gene Ontology annotation, cellular component: endosome. Bases 281 to 1924 code for a protein of 547 amino acids. Gene Ontology annotation, molecular function: phosphatidylinositol-3-phosphate binding. The record is from RefSeq and is a predicted model, not a curated record. Lineage: Eukaryota; Fungi; Mortierellomycota; Mortierellomycetes; Mortierellales; Mortierellaceae. Gene Ontology annotation, biological process: retrograde transport, endosome to Golgi; protein targeting to vacuole. The transcript is spliced from 8 exons.